AUGGAUCGGAAAGUCUUUGAAAAGGAUCUUCUGAACCGUGCCGGGGUUAAUCCCAAAGUCCUCUACAGCUACAUAAGACAGGGCACGCGGAAAAAAUAUCCCAUCACACUGCUGCGAACAGCCGAGGGAAUGGAAAUCUCCGAUGACAAGGAUAAGACUGAACACAUUUCUCAGUUCUUCCGGUCCGUCGUGACAAGUGAACCUGAUUUUUUCUCCCUCAUUUGUGAAGACGAAGAAAUACCUACCCUUAAAGCCGUAUUCUUCACCGAAGCAAUUGUUCGAAAUGAGUUACUUAAUUUGAAAGAAUCGACCUCCCCAGGCCCUGAUGCAAUCCCUGCCAAGCUGCUGAAGGAGCCAGCUCCCAAAAUGUCCAAGCCAUUAGCCUUGAUCUUCCAAACGUCAUUUCUUACUCGAUGCCUGCACUCUGAUUGGAAGUCCGAUACCAUCACUCCGCUUUUUAGGAGCGGAAGUCGUGCGUCUGCGAAUAACUACAGGCCAGUGAGUUUUACCUCCAUCUGUUGCAAAAUCAUGGAGAAGAUCAUUAAGAAGGCCUUGAUGCAGUUUCUCGAGCAGCACCACCUCCUCUCGGAUGCACAACACGGCUUUCGUAGUGGUAGGUCCUGCCUCACGAAUCUGCUCUUUACGCUCGAACGUUGGACUAAAGCACGCGAUGAAGGUAGUGUGGUGCACGCCAUCUACAUCGACUUCAAAAAGACCUUCGACAGCGUUCCCAACCAACGUCUCUUGCAAAAACAGCGCAACGCUGGAAUUCGUGGACGCCUUCUUGUAUGGAUCCAGAGCUUUUUGGCUGGACGGUCCCAAAGAGUGAAGGUCGGGAGUCAGCAGUCCCCAGAGGUAAGCGUGGUGAGUGGCGUCCCACAGGGCUCAGUCUUAGGUCCCACGUUAUUCCUCUUUUCCAUAAAUGACUGCGUCAAGGACUUAGACUGUGAUACCAUCCUGUUUGCCGACGACAUUACAUUGUGGAAAGUUAUUCACAAUUCGGCAGACGCAGAGCACCUGCAAGCAAACCUGAACAGGCUCGAAGACUGGUCGAAGCGCUAACUUAUGCCCUUUAAUAUAAGCAAGGACAACUUUCUUCAACUAGGUAGCUUCAGAGCCUCCAGCCCCAGCACUUACUUUCUAGACGGCACACCACUGCAACAGGUUGACAGUCAGAAGGACUUGGAUGUAUGGAUUACAUCUUCACUCAAACCAACACUACACUGCGCGAAGGCGGCUAAAUCGGCUAUGGCUACACUGCAACUCAUAAAGCGAGCAUUUAUGGCAUUUGACCCAGACAGCUUUUCAUAAAUAUUUAGCACCUACGUGAGGCCUCAUCUAGAAUACGCCAUACAGGCGUGGAGACCUUGGACUGUCAAGGACUAUACCGUUUUGGAGAAGGUCCAGAGACGGGCGACCAAAAUGACACAAGGUCUGGGAGCGCUGUCUUACGAAUCCCGACUGUCAAUUCUCAACCUGUUUCCCCUUUCGACAGGCAAUUACGUGGUGACCUUAUACUUGCAUUUCACAUUAUCAACGGCCUAGACUGUCGUUUAGAUCCCACUGAUUAUUUCACACAAGAUAACAAGCCAACUUUGCGCGGUCAUCCCCUAAAACUACGCGCCGGGAAAGAAAUGAUCAAUGGAAGGAGGUUCUUUUUUAGUCACAGAGUGGUUGCAGCGUGGAAUGCCCCGCCCACCGAUGUUGCAACCUUCUCCUGUGUGAAUUCCUUUAAGUUUAGACUUGACGCGCAUCAGGCCUCCCAGUUACCAGCCUUACAUCCACUCACAUAACCGGCACCAACUUAAACUUGUUUAUACUAAUUGUAACUAGUUAGUAAGCUUUAUUGAUUACUCUUGUUUGACUAGCUGACAGCGAUUAUGUACAAAACCCCUUUUUCACCCUCCCACUAUCAAUGUUUUUCUCCGACGACUUGUAACCAAUAGAGAGUUCAAAGGCGCUCGCCUAUAUUUUCCUUAAUAAACUUAAACUAAUUGCAGGAAAUUGGGAAUGCAACGGUGCUCGCUGAUCCAACUACAAGAAAGAUUUCCCUACGUCUUAGCCUCGGCCAUUUGGUGUCCUCAAAAGAAGAAUUGGUUGAAAAUGUGUCUCCAACUAUACAAACCACUUUCAACAAUCCCGACUGAUUGAGCGAACGAGCUAUUCUUUCUGAAAAAAACAUGCACAUGCACUAUCUUAACCAUAUUAUUCAGUCUAAGAUUCAAAGCGAGGCAGUCACAUAUACGUCCGUCGACACUAUUUUGAAGGCAGACGAGGCAGGUUUAUUAUCCAACGGAGAUUUUUGAUUCACCCGAGCCACAGCAACGCGUGGCCACGCCCAGCUAGUAUAUAUAUACAUAUUAUCGAGCAGGCUUUGACAUAGUGGUAGAUCGUUCAAAACCCGCUCUUUCGGAAUAUUUGUCUUUGAGUCAGGGUGCCCUUGAAUAAUGCAACAUUAUUCUAAUGGCGAUCGCAUUCGUAUUUUAUAUUGGUAUAUGAUGCUCUGUUCGUGUGAUGCUCUGAGGAUGUUAGACGGCGAAUGCGGAACGCAUUUUAGUCACAUUUUUGUAGCCCAGUCCCUGUUUUAUUGACUUGGAGGAAGUCGUUGACGCGGAAGGUGGUAAAUAGUGGUCUGCAGAUUCGAUGAUUGACUUAAUACCACUCCUUGUUCUGGGCGCAUCCAAUUCAGCAAUUUUCUUGGCUUUGCUAACUGAUUUGUACUUUCGGUACUACCUUUCAUGGGCGGGGCUGUUAUUGAGAUCCCGGGUUCGAGUGCCGUGGAGAAGUAGCUUAGAAGUGUUUGCUAUUUUCAUUGGCCCUUUUAUCACCGGCCUUCUUCCUUCAUAGGGUUUUCUGGUCUCCCGUUGACCGCUGUCAAAUCGUUUUUUUUCACUAUUUGUUCUAGUUCAACCGUAUCUAACACAGAAGUUAUUUCCGAAGUGCUUUUAAAUGAAGGUAAAACCUACCUAAUAUAUUUUAUGCCGUCAAUAAGCUUUUACACGUUUAGACAAGCGCGGUGCAAAAUUUAAUUCAACAUACAAGAUAAUGCGCAAAUAUAGAGCAAUGUAGGAAAAAGGAAGUUCGCGAGAGGUAUAUCAAAAGAGCACUUAGAAAAGCACAGAAUGAUUUCAGGCAGUCUAUUCGGUAUGAUACCAAAUUCGCAACACUCCGAUUCGCUGCGAAUCGCCUUAAUUUUCAAUAAUAUUUCUUAGAUAAAUGCCAACAUUUUCCGCUGCUCUCCAAGGUGAGGUCAAAACAACAACGGAGAACAUUUUAAGCUCGUUUGCAUAAAAAAAUUAAUGUAUGUUCAAAAUGGUAAAUAAUUUUUGAAAAUUUUGCUUUUGAUUUCAACGAACUGGCAGUUAAUGGGAAACGCCAUGGCUAAAUUUUAUGCGAAUACCGUAGGGUUGGCCAUUUUCCAAAUGUAUUUGCUUGAAGAUAAAACCCACAAAAGGAUUUUCUCGAAGUUUAUAAUAUUUCAAUGUCCCUUGAGUUCUGGAUCAUUUUGUGAGUGUCCGUAUAAUAUUCGUUAGGCAAUGGAUAUUCUGGAUCUGGUCAUCCAAGAGAUUGCCCUUUGGUCGUAGUACUGUUUCGCGCAGACAAUACCACAAAUAAAAUGAUAUUUUUCGGUGAAAUGAAUACUGUUCACGCAUAUCUGGGAUUGCGAUUAUGUAACUGCGUGCCGGUGCUCUUCCCUCUCACAGCCGAUUCCCAUCGCGUAAGUCGCCGCAACUCUCUUCCUCCACUCCACAUUGGCAACUUGUGCGGCCCUUCCCUGCAGUUGGCCAGAACGUUGCGUUCCCUACCGGCCUCUUUGUAGAAAUGUCAGUGCUACCUAUCCAACCGGGCAGGUGCUCCAUCAGUUGUACAUCAUUGACACUGGAAUUACAAAAUAUUACCUUGAAUUAUCAAUCUCCCUGUGUCUGUAUUAUGCAUUUAGGACCAUUGAAUUCUUCCCUAAACUAUUUGACAGGAUGGUCCGAUCUGCAAUCCCCUUGUCGAGCCUGACGUUAUCUAAAAUGUUUACUCCUGGGAUACGCGUUUGUUGGCAUGUAAUCAUUCGUUAGUAAUAGGCCGUGGACACUAGCCCUCGAUGCUCGUCAGGACACCUUCAUGUGUCCUAUUCUGAUCAAUUUUUUGUCGGUUGUAUAGUCGAUGUUAUUCCUCCGUUCUCCUCAGCAUAAGCGGCAAUCGCCAUUAUCAACAAAAGUAAGAUUGAACAGGAUCUGAGCGGAUAGCUUCCCUGCUUGAGGCGUUGAUCGUGCCGAACGCCCCCUAUAUAGACUGGCUGUGUGUGACCUGAUCCAUUGGCAUGAUUGGUCAAAGAACAGCUAUUUAGCAGGAAUGUCAAUGUCACCUCUUCAACCUGACGAGUCAUCGCUCAGUUGUACGCCAUUCACACACACGUUAUGUUCGCAAUCUCCUUCUGCCUGUAUUACGCAUGUAUAUAAUCAUUCGCGAUUAAUAGGGUGUGGACACAAGCCCUGAAUACUCAACAGGAAACCUUCAUGUGGCCCAUUCUGAGCAGUUUUUGUCGGCUGUAUAGCCAAUGUUAUUGUCCUGUUGUUCCUCACUGUCAGUGUCCAUCACCAUUGCCAACGAAUGUGAGACUGAAUAGGGUCUCAGCGAGUAGGAUUGCCUGCGGCCAACGCCCCUAACGACUGGGCCACGGGCCCGUUGUACUGUCGGUUUCGAUCGGGAUUAUACAAUAAAAUAACUUCCUGCCUAUAUCGUGCGCCGCUGUGCGGCUGAUGGUUUGGGAUCGAAAGAGAGAGAGCCCCUAAGGCACGACGGAACGAGUGAGUUCCGUAAGAACGAUCGUAAGCACCCCUCUGCCAUUGUAUAAUGUCGAUCAAAACCGACCCGACAACAGGCCCAUAGUCCAAUGUUUAGGGAAGUUGGUCAAAUGAUUGCUCCAAUGGCAACGUGAUUAAAUGCGUAGUAAAUAACCUUAUAUGUUACUUCACCAUUAUAUAUUUGCCUGCUGGCCACUACACUACACAGCUUAAUCUGUCUGCACUUGUCCACUGCAAUGACUUUAUGCUAAAGUUUGGCUCUUUGCUGACAAUUCUUGGACAUUUAUUCGACGGGAACAUCUCCGAUAUUCCCUCUGAAGAAUGUACGCGUCUCGACACACUUGUUCACCUGAUCGCCAGUGAAUCUAGUGAUAGACAGAAGCGUUCUUACAACUUCCUGCUAAAAAAUGUUCCUCGAUCUGCUCGGCCAAUUGAUGUUGCGACCAAUUUCCUGUAUUCAUGUGGUUUCAAGUAUAAGAUAGCCGAUGCCAAACGCUUGUCCUCCCGUAGUACAAAUCCACCCAUCUUAGUCAAAUUGUUUUCAUCAAUCGAGGUUGACACAAUCUUUACUCAUCGAGAGCGUGUCACUGCGUACCUAUAGAAGGCAAAAUUUUUCCUUUGUCAUGAUCUUACUCCUAUGGAGCGUAGAAUCGGGUCUCUAUUCUCACGUAAACCCAUUGCUUCUCAGUCUAAUGCUCCCCAACUCGGUCAUAAUACAAGUAUCCGUAAGGAUUUAGCUUGUCCUACUCCUGCGACAUCUGACUCCCUCCUUCCUCUUUCUCCUACAUCUCCAUCUCACUCAAGCCACUUGACGCAUUUGCCUGCCCCUAAACUUGCAGCAGUAGCAGCCCCAUUUGUCAUUUCGUAUCCUCCGGAUAGUCCCGCUGAGAAACAUGAAAAUCCGUCUACAUCAGCUAGACCGAUAACUUCUAUUGUCCAACUGGGUGCUGUAAGAUCUACAGCUAAGUCGCCCGUGGCUUGGCGUCAGAACGGUGAGACUGGAAAACUGAAUCAGACUCCGACCCAAAAGAUAGGUAGUACAGUUCCGUUUAGGGGUACGACGCCUUCUCUUAGAUCUAACAAGUCUGUUCAGCCCAGCACGUCUACAAACCCCGCACCUCCAAUUAUAUCCCCGAAUAAUUCUCUGUCCUGCGUAGCGGUUACUUAUCAAAGCCCUACUAUAUAUCCAGCAAAUAAUUCAUACAUGAAUUGCCCUAAAUCAUUUAUGCCCCAACCUAGUUCAGGCUUCCCACCACUUAAGGUCAAUUGCUCUCAGGUACGUCAACCUAUCUCCUUUUACUUCCAACCUAGACCUGAUUUCCCACCUUUUCAUUCUUAUAGCGGCCUACCCUCGCCCACUAGCCCCUACUUUCCUUCUAGGCUCCCUCCUCCUCCCCUUCCUCCACUAUUUAACUACCAACAAGUCUAUCCAUGUUCUAACUCCCCUAGCAUUCCAAUGUUUGAAAACUAUAUCCCCACAUCCUUUAGGUCUCAUACUCAGCCUUCUCUUGCUGACUCCCCGUACGUCAAUAACUCUAGAUUAACUGGUACUUAUUUUCCAAGUGUCAUUAAUUCACAGCUUACAUAUCCACCUCCAAUUUUUUUUAAAUAACGUCGAAAAUAGCAUUGCGUUCGAAACACAUCAGGUAUUAUAUUAUUGAAUGCCAGGUCAAUUAUAAACAAGAUGGCCCAAAUCAGAUCCAUUGUUCUGGAAAUGACGCCUGAUAUUAUAUGUGUAACAGAAUCGUGGACCCAUUCUCUAAUUCCUGACUCUGCCCUUCUCAUAGAUGACUUCGAUUUUUACCGCCAAACCCGCACGACUAGGCAUGGGUGUGGUUGUCUUCUUUAUCUUAAAUCCUACCUAAAGCACUCUCCCUAUUACUUGGAUGUUUCCUCAUUCACGGGAAACUUCUGCUUUGCAUCUGUUAUUCUCUCGCCGCAAAGAAAGGCAAUUAUUGGCUGUAUCUACAAUCCUCCAAAUUCUUUAGCCAGUUAUGAUUCUCAACUCUGUGAAAUCUUUAAAUUAAUUUCGGAAGCUGCUUUCGAUGUUAAAAUAAUCACUGGGGAUUUUAACCUUCCUGAAAUAGACUGGGUUUCCAAUAGCUGCCCACCCAGAUCCCAGCCCUUUCAAGAUAUUGUCAAUUUUUCUAAUUGGUCCCAACUGGUGCGCUCUCCAACAAGAGAUAAUCACAUUUUAGAUAUAAUCUUUACCAAUGAUAUUGCUCCUCUUUCUGUUGCUUUAAAAAAGGACCUCUUUGACAGUGACCACGUAUUAAUUCAUUGUUGCCUACCGCUUGCCUUUUCAAAAAAGACAAGCGCCGUUCAGACUUUCAUGAACUACGACUGCGUAGAUAGCGACUUAAUAAAUAACUAUAUGAGAUCCUUGGAUUGGUGUGGCUUCCUCACUUGUAGCGAUGUAACCAUUCUUCGUGAUGUCAUGUCCAAUGUUUCAAGGACAUUCUAGAGUUUGUGCCGCGUAGAUAUCUCAAGCCUAAUUCUUCAGAUUCCCUUGUUCCUCAUUUUCUUCAGAACAGCCUAAAAUGUUGAGGCGACAACUGCGUGACCAAUCCACUAGUUCCUUAUCUGUUCAUCUUAGAAUCACAGAGAUAUUUGAGAUGGCCUCAAGGAUGCGCCUAGCGCGCGCCAGGCAAAGAGAAUCAAUUGCUCUCAGUGAUUCGAACCCUGGCAAAUCCGUCGCUAACAUCUUCCGUCAUCGGUCCUCCUCUAAGCGUGGUCAUGAACUUCCACCCAUGCUAAAUGAUAACAAAGUCUUCCUCACCGAUGACACUGACAAGGCGGAGUUGUUUAGUGCUUUCUUUGCAAAACACCUUGCUACCGAGUCCGAUCCGGACCCUUUCUUUCGAUCACUUUCAGAUAGGACACUGAGUACAAUUGAUGUCUCCUCAGAUCUCAUUAAGAAACACAUAAGCCGUUUGAAAUGCUCACACUGCUCAGGAACGGACGAGAUUCCGAAUUCGAUUAUUAAACAAGCGUCCGACUUUCCCAUAUUGCUCAGUCAUUUAUUCUCGGUUUAUAUUUCAAAAGGAUUCUUUCCUGAAACAUGGAAAACUUCAAUUAUCAUUCCUGUUUUCAAGUCAGAAUCUCGGCCCGAUGUUAAUAACUAUCGGGGCGUGCACAAAACGCCGUCUCUAGCAAAACUUCUUGAAUGGAUUAUUUUCAAUGAAAUUCUUGACUUCUGUCUAGCUAAUCGGCUUCUGAGCUCUAGUCAGCAUGGAUUUUUACCUGAACGAUCCUGCGAAACAUGCCACUUGGCUUUUCUUAAUCUAAUCACUUCUCUUCGUAAUGAGCGGUGGUCAGUGGUAGUUAUUUACUUUGAUCUUAGCAAAGCCUUUGACAAGGUGCCCCAUAUACGUCUUUUAGUAAAAUUGGAAGCUCUCGGCAUCCGGCCGCCUCUACUCGAUUUCAUCAGGUCCUAUCUGUCCAACUGAUAUCAGAAAGUCAUGGUCGGUAAUAGCUACUCGACACCCCACUCGAUCACGAGUGGCGUACUUCAAGGCACGGUUCUGGGUCCGCUACUCUUUCUUCUGUACAUCAAUGAUAUUUCGACUGAACUCAGGAAUUCGCAAACUUUUACUUAUGCCGAUGACCUCAAGUGUGUUUAGUCAUACUCUAAGGACACCGCAAAUGUUUGUGUUAAAAAAAUUAAUUCCGAUUUACUACGCUUAAGCAGAUGGGGUUCGACAUGGCAGAUAUAGUUUUCAUCAUCCAAGUGUAGUUUCAUGUCUUUUGGUCCUACCAAACUUCCUGGUCCCAUAAUUUUCCAGAAUAACCCACUCUCAGAAUGCCUCACCAUAAGGGACCUAGGUCUAAGUUAUACAAAUAAGCUUGCCUUAUCACCUCCUGCAGAUAGAAUCUCUGCCAAAGCCGCGCAGAUAUGUGGAUUCAUAUCGCAUAAUUUUUACCUUCCGGAAUUGAAGCUAAGACUUUAUCAAAUGGUUGUUCUUUCAGCCCUCGAAUACUGCUGUCCUUUCUUCGGUUUAAUGAACGCCUGCGACCGUAAUAAAAUCGAAAAUGUUCAGAGGGUUUUCACCCGGAAACUGUUCUCUCAAGCUUCUUCCAGUAUUUCUUAUACUCAGAGAUGUCAGCUGGCGAACAUUAAGUUUUUGUGGGUUAGAAGACUCGAAGCUGGCCUUUGCUUCCUUUUUCGCAUCAACUCUAGCUCCAUUCUUCCGCCCAUUGACACUCUCACUCCGAGAGAUCGGUCUUAUGCCACGCGUAACUCCUGCAUGGUGAUUCCGCCGCCUCUUUGUACUACAUCUAAGCGCUCCAUCUUCUUUGCUUCCAAAUAUGCCUUCCUUUGGAAUAAUCUUCCGCCUGAAAUUAGAUUAUCGCCUAAGUAACUGGUAUUCAAGUCGAAAUUACGCAACCAUCUUACACCGGAAAGCAUAAAGGCACUAUUAGCGGUCUCAUUCCCGAACACUCAGAUUCUUGACUUCGAGAAGGGCCGUUCUGGGAUUUAGUGGUAGAUUAAGUGGUAACUCUUAAUUAUAUCAUUAGAAACCCCUUUUUUAAUUUGGUUUCUAAAUCCACUGCUAUCACUCCCCCCCCAUAGCGACAAUUUUCGCGGUUUUUGAUGUCAUCUCCCGCAUUCCGACCUCAUGCGGUCUGUCGACGCUCACGGCGGAACCCUCAGUAUUCACUGUCUACUAGUAGUUCGGUCGUACCUCCCUUCCCCACUGCUCGGCUGAGCUCGAAGCGUGCUGUGGCCGAUCGCAUCUGGGUUCCUCUCGUCUGACCUCUUUGACACGGCUUACCAAUCCGGCCCAGACGAUCUCAAUUGUGAAUCCCGUAUACAAUGCCAUAUGCAAGCCAGUCCUGUCUGACCUACAUUCGUACCCAUCAAGGCUGACAUUUAUUGCUACCCUGACGAUGACCGACAACAUUUCGUUAUAUACCGCCACCUACAAGCCAGUCCUGCUCGCUUUUUUCUGUCAUCAUUUUUAUUGAGGGUUUUUUUUUUCUCCUGUAAAAUUAAUCCAAUCAUUUUUAACUUUUUGUAAGGAGUUUUUUUUCACCCCUCAAUCAUCAUGUUUCUCAAUGGACUUCUAAUUCAGAAACUAUGAAUUGCAUUUUGUAAAGAUUCGGCCUACCUCGUCUAAAACUUGCAUGUUAAUUUAUUUUAACUUGCUUUGAUGGGACUCCGACGGGUCUUUAAGAAAAAAUUAUCUAUCUAUCUACCUUAAAAACACCCGACACACUUAUGAAACAUGCCCUGUGCCUGACCAUGUUCUGUGCGUCACGCGUAGGCUGGCUGUUGCAUCUAAGUCCCUGCUGUUGGGUCCAACACCACCAAUUGAUGAAUUAUCGACUCGUGAAUGGGAGCACGGACGCAUACUGAUGUCGAAGCAUGGGACUGCGACUCUAUGGAAUUCAGCACAUAUUUCUCACUAGAUUCAAGCUCAUGCGCUGUUAAACCAUCACUGGGCACUGAAAGUACUAGUUUGGAGGGUCGCAGGCCGACAAAACAUCUGCAUGCUUGUCGUACUUCAUAAACAUCGCACUGUCAAUUGUUUGAUGACAUCGCAGGCUACGCUACCAAUCGCCCAAACUGUACAAGACAUUCCUGAUGAUUAUGAGCGUAAAAGAGAUUUCGGCAGCCGGAUGCCGCAUUGUUUGGAUGUCACCAUAUGAUUUAUAAGUCCUGCGUACAGUAUAAACUGCCUGUGUAUUGCACCGAGAAUGGGUGAUUCAGGGAGCGACCAGUAAAGGAAUCGAUGCAAAUUUCCUACUCAAUAUUGUAUGAAUGAAGAAUGCGGUCUAGGCUGUGCAUAGAUGAAUUUAUUUUUUCAGACAGUCAGCCCCCCCGCCCAGGGAAUGUUUUACGCUAUAUGUUAAUACAAACUUUUCCACAAAUCGAUAGAUGCGCCAAGAGGCCAUGCCAAUGGAAAUGUACCCUUCUUAUUUACUACUGUCAUUUACGAGCUGACAACUCUCUCACCUUUAGAAACCCCAUGUUAUUUUGCGCAUAUAAACAAGCAUUAUUGACAGAAAAUGUUUGCGAAAGCUUACUUGCAAAUUUCUAAACAACAUCGAAGUCGUGAAGAUGUUGUAGAUUGCCAAAAGUUGCGAUUCAUGCAGUCGUCUGCAAGCCCCCGGAAUCCUUUCUCGACAUCCUAAUAUGAAAGAUACCGUUGCGAUUGAGCGCUGAACGCUUUAUCUUUGGAAUUGCUGUCUGGCCCGUCUGCUUUCAGCGGAGUCCACAGGCAGAAAAAUGUGUGUUCACAACUCUUACAUAAACCUGUUAAGUUUGGCAUUACCUAUUCGUAUUUUGACGUUUGCACAACAGUUUCUACCUAGAAUACGUUCUCCACAUGUUUCUUCGGAAUUAUCCGACGCUCAAAGACUUGUCACGUAGAAAUGAUACUACUUCUAGCCUUACGUUAACAGGUCAGAAAAUACGUUUAUUUUGAAAACCAGCAGCAUACUCUAAGAAGAAUGCUAAGGUCAAUUCGACAAUUUACGCAGAACGGGUUGCUGUACUGUGACGUUAGAUUGAACCCGAUGCGGCAUUUGUAUAUGCCGUGGAUAGAUUUGGCUGCGUGCUCUGAUGCCAAUUGCACUUCGUACGCGCUAGUUGGCGACGGUUUGCGUAAGCGGUGAGACACGCUGCAGUUGUAGGGCUACUCCAUGGGCGUGGAUGCGGCUAGGUGGACUUUGAACAAUUUUAGGCUAAGACGGAUACCCCGUCGGCAGUUAUCAAGUCGGAAGGUGUAACAAGGGCAAAGUUCCCUGGACCUAUUAGCGUUGACAUGGCCACGGUGGUGGCAAGUGUUUAUAAGAAAUGCAUUGACAGUGGCCCGAGAAACACAUCGGGGAACAUGGCAAAAACAUCUACGAGGUCUGGUCCGGAAACUCAGUCCUUAUCGGGGGCCUUAUGAGGUCGUACCGAGCACGAUAAUCAUGUCAUUGCAGUCAGGCUUUUGGUGUUUUGCUUGACACUUAAUGCCUCCGGUCGGGAGGGUAAUUUGCUACCGCACCCAUCUAUGAACAUUAGCAUACCAGAUGAUGAGAAGCCAAACUGCAUCGGCUCCACAUAUAGAAGAAAGCUACUGUAGGUCAAGAAACUCAUGGGACUUAUCAAUCGCAUUCUCAUGUCACAUGAGGCCGGGAUUGUACCCAAGCAAGAGGUAGCCAUCAGGCGAUUAGAAUUAAUUAUCAUUGUAUGGAUUGUCCGUAGCAGUUUGACCGAAAUACUACUUCAGACACAGACGGCGAAAGGACUGAAGACAGAUUUCUAAUUCGUGGCUCUUUCCGUGGAAUCCGACCACACAUUCCAAUCUGGUGGGGCGGAAAUUCCCAUGAGAAUCGACAACGAUGUGAGUCGCGGACAGUUGAGCAGUGGGUCUCUGUUCGACAGUCCCUUAACAAGCGUAUUGGCAUCUGAUCUCUAUAGUCUGCAGUGAUUCUUCGUCUAGGCAGAGUACUUAGCAACGCGUGCAACGCGUGUGCGAGCUGCGUUUCCAGUGUCAGUGUCGAUCAGUCAACUUUCCUGGAACUUGUUAGGCAUUCCGAAGUCCAGGGAUCUAAUUCAUUCGAGCAUAGGCCACAAGGUGGAAGUACCGGAUCUAAAAUUGAACGCGAAGGUGAGAAUAAAUUAAAACUAGUUGAUGACAUGGGGCACUAGUGCGCCAUCCCCACCGCCUACUGACGUCCACUAAUCGGCGUGGCAUAAGCGAGCAUCUUGCCAUAUGCUGAAAGGCGGUGCGAGUAUUCAGGAAAAUAAGUUUGCAUCACUGCUUACUGUAUCAGCCGCUCUCGUUGACAUUAUUAUUACGUGCAAAAUAGCGUCUAAACGAUUUGACCUGUCAAAAUAUUCACAGAUUUGAGCGACAAUAAAUGUUUCAAGAUGUUUAGGAAUUAUCCUAUGAUAAUGCCUGUCCUAGACUUAGUUUGUGGUUCUUUACUUGUUUGGCUGCGCUUCUACAACAAUGAAAAAAUAUGCUCUACCAUGGGCACAUCUCCGUAGGGAAGUGCCAACAUUUCAAGUAUGUGUAAGAAACGACGGGCAGUAAUUUCCUUUUUAGUGUUUCGUAAGAUUCCAAAGGAAAUUACAGCUUUACGGAGGAUUCACGACUCUCUCCCCAUCACUUGAACCAGGCCUAAGCUAAUUUUUCUACUUCGUGGUGACAACGCGGACGCAAGUUAAUGUUUUCACGCAUAGCCAACUGAGUACUGAAUACGAGUCUUAUGCAAGUGGUGCACGUCGUAGAAAAUAACAGUCCUCGUUGCUUUCGGUGAAAUCGACCAAAACCCUGGAGUCCAAAUUAUCUUCUCUUUGCAUUGUCUGACAUUCAUUUCAAACAGUUUGACGCCUGAUAUCACCAGAUAAAAUGUAGAGCUAGAAUACACUGGCUAUUCCGACAAAAAAACUUGCGGCAAGUAUGGCGAAUCCCAUUUUGAAAUAGAGCACCGGGAUUGAUAUCACGAAUCUGAACGAUACAUCAUGUGCCGUAAGCGCCAUUUAACAUCCUUGGGACGUCUGUCGAAGCCAGAAGGUCAUACUUAGAUUUCGGGCACAGUCGCCAUUUGCAUACAAACGAUACCCAUGAGGAUAUGGGGCACGGUAAUGACAAUUUCUGACUGACUGACCACCAUCGGCAGCCAUUACUAAUUUCACUAUUUAACGUAGACUUAUUGCCUGAUAAACAGAUCGAGCGACUACUUGUUACAAAUCAGGUAGUACAAGCGAAUGACCAAUCAUUUAGCUCAAUCGCCUCCUCCUUCGUUACAGGGACCAAUAUUCAAUCAGACAAUCAGAUUCCUGAAAGUCAGCUCCACUGUCUGCGUGCCUGGAAAACCAGUCAAAAGGAAUCUGGAUGCUGUUGUGAUAGUCAAGUCCGCUGUCUACAAUUUUGCAGAUCGUGAUCGACUAUGCAGGUUUUUUGCUAAGGGAAAACGGCGUGAGCCGGAAUUCCGCAUGACUAUGGUCUUCUCAGUGGGAUUGCCUCGAAGCAGCGGAGGUCGGUUCUUCCAACGUGACGGCUUUAACAGCUCACUGCCAGAUCGGGCAGGUGAGGCCAUGGAGGAGAUGCAAACAAAGAGGUCGGAAGUUCUGAGAAAUCUGACAGAAGAAGCCAGAAUCAACGGUGACCUUGUACUGGGUGACUACGAGGACACCUACUAUAACCUCAGCCUCAAAUUAUUCCGCACAUACCAAUGGGCCUCUACCCUCUGUCGGCCGCAUUUCACCUCCCAACAGCGACCUCCUGUUUUUAUCUUCCUUGAUGAUGAUUUUGCUUUCAAUGUAAGGCGUAUGAAGGCCGAAUUGGGGGCCCUGACAGACGCGCAGAUACGACGAGUGAUUUGGGGCUUGCCGCGUAAUCACUCACCAGCAAUUCGGCAUUUGGAUUCAAAGCGCUGCGAAAAGUGGUCCGUCUCAAAACGCGAAAUACCCUGGCCUUACUACCCGCAUUUAGCCCCCGGAUGUUUUGCCGUCAUUGGCGCUGACGUUCUCCGGGAAAUUGCUCUGGCCAUGUAUUUCACCCUGCAGUUUCCAUUAGACGAUGCCUGGUUAGUCAUGGUCAUGACAAAGUUGAUCUUGAAUUUCAAUUUCAUCCGCGCAUGUACAACAAAUGGCCUAGGGGUGUUAGAAAGAAUUCGGUUCUGUUUGCACCCCUAGACUACCUCCUUACUUCAAAAUGACUGCAAGUUACGUUUACUUGUAGAUCCUAGUUUAUCCUAUUUAUAUGAUAUACAUUUGUCUUUAAGCCAACUAUAUGUGUAAAGUGGCAUUUGUGCUAUCAUAUCAGUUCCGGAUUGUAGCAUGCCUGCGAUGGCGCGUAGUCGCUGAGCGGGCUUGAUAGCUAAGGGUAUUCAGCUAUGAACUGUUAGUUUCAAUUUGGUCAGUUUAUCUGUAGAGUAACACGUGAAGUGGUUAUGUAUUCCAGGCAAACCCACUCCUACCCUUGAUCCGUAAUCAGGCUGAACUAGAAAAUCUAAUGAAAACAUCGUUUUGUCUGGCCUCCUGAUGGCCGUAACUGAAAAAGCAAAAGAAUUUGAUGACAUUGACAUGCCAACACCUUAUUUCGUAACAAUAAAUCAAUGGUUGAUGCCCAAUGUCAAUGCUAUUUCCUAACGCCAUGCUUAACAUUAACAAUUAAAUCGAGCGCGAAGGGGAAUGAGUGAAGCUGAAGAGGGUCAAAUUAAGCAUGUCAAAACAGCAUACAGGAGGUUGUCCAGAUGAUGAAAGGUGCCCAUAUUUACGAAUGAUUUCUAAUCACUUGCAAGCCGACUGCAACGCAUAGACAUCAAACUUACAAUAAUAAAUAAUGACUUUAGGAGAAUAAAAAAAGGAACGUAUAAUUGAAGGUAAUUUUAUGUUGUUUAAAAAUGUCAGUUCGUUAGAAUAGUAAAAAAUUCUAAAAACGUAAAAAGGGUUGUAAUUAUGUAAACUGCAGUUUAUAUGUAGAUAAGGUCUGCGCGUUAAAAAGAAUGAUUAAAGCUUAAAAGCCUUAAAAAUUAAAUGUAUCGUGAAGGAAUUUACCGAAGAAUCGAGGUUCAGCAGAUAAUUUUCGUGUGAAUAAGUGUUUAGGCCAAAUAAGAAGACACAUACAAACAUGAAAGAUCAUCGUUGAAUAAAAGCUGCAUUCGCAAUAAACAUCAACAAAAAUAUACUUUUAAUCAAUUACAAAACUUUAAUAAAGGGCCUUUUUAACGAGUGCCUUAACGCUGCGUUUUCUUGACGGAUGCCAGUAUAUUUAACUUUCUAACAUGGUUAAACUGAGAAAAAAUUGACACAUCUGAGCAUUGCUUUUACGUUGUUGAGAGGAUAAAGAUAUUUUGCUGCCGCAAACGCAAGAACAUGUCUUAUCCAUUAUACUGAGGUAAUUUAUGAAACAUUUGCUCGAUUGCGGCCGCGUUUUCCGACUAUGAAUGCAAGGUAGAUUGGCCAUGUAAAUGUUCGGUUUUGAUAAAAUUAUAAAAAGUAUGCGCGUUUCAUUUCUAAAUUAUGCGUGUGCAAAAUGUUGACCCCAUUAGAAGUAAGGAUCCAUAUGUGAAAAUUACAAUUUUCAAAACGACAAGACAACUUCCGCUCACUCAAACAAAUCGUUGCCUGCGUUUACAGUGCAUAUAUAUGGGUUUUUUAUCCGUGAAUUCAAAUAGUGCAGACAUUUACGUGGAUAUAAAUAAAGGUCAGAUUUUUGUCGAAAAAUUCAUCUUCUUCUUGUUGGUAAUGAUGCUGACAAUAAGGUUGCAUCGGCCAAGGUCAGUAUGACUUUCAAACAGUCUUGGUUGUUGUUGCUUACAUCGUCAAAUUCCAGCUGUUCCUAUUAUCUCCAUUUUGCCAUUUCUCACAUUCAUUUAAAAUUGUUUGACGCCUGAAGCACUUCAGCCAGCAAAGACGUGGUUACACAUUCUUGCGCUCUGUGUCCCACCCACGCAUUCUCGAGACCACGACUUAUGGCACCAUGCACUAGACAAAUGCUUCUGGUGCGUUGCAAAAUCUAGGUUUUUGGCAAACAGAUUGAUAACAGUCAAGAAGUACAAUCGAAUGACUAUUUUCAGCUUGAAGGUUGUCGUUGCCACCCGAAGUCGCACCCCAAUCUAUGGAGGGCAAUUCAAAUAGGUCUUGGAGCAUAGUUUCAGCAGCAAUUAAUUCGAUGGAUAAGUCCAAUGGUUAGGGGAUUUAGGGGAGUUGUGCGUUCGCUUAACUAGUGCUUCAUUUGAUGCCAGAACAUGUCUGAUAAGUCGGGUUAAUCAGCGUAUUUGCACAACACAUGUCAGUCUGUCUUAUAUCGAUAAGACCGUUAUAUAAAACAAUGCCUAUUGCACGUCAUGAGAAAGUUUCCUGAUUUCGUUAAGUGAAUUCUGGGCAAUCUGUCUUUGGUUUUAAAUACGUGCAGAUGUAAGGGCUUCAUAAAGGACUCUUUUUUCUUAUGCCAAGGCGUGCCUAUAAAGUCGCGAUUAAUCACUUUUUCACGUUUUCUGAUUAGGAAGGAGAAGUGAACUCGGCAUUUCAUUCUUGCAGCAAUUUCAAACUCUGCAGGUUGCACAUUUUUUUCUAUAUUCGCGUGUACCGUGAGCGUUUCUAAAUCCCUCGACGUAUUAUAUACGCUGCUGCCUAAAUAUGAAAAGCUCCCCAAAUUGAGGAGAAUAGGCACAUAACAUUGUACAGUAUUUUAUACAGAAACAUUCCCAACAAUGAUUAAGGGAGCUGAAAUGUCCUCUUAGGUCUUUGAAUGAUUGAACAACAUGGCCUAUAGGGCUGCUGUCCAACAAUAUGCAAUUUCACAAAAGAAAUUUUCCGUCAGACAGUUGUUGAAUCAGUCUGCACGCUUUAUACCUGGCCGUAUGAGUCUUCACAUAUCAAAAUCGGUCUUCAUGCAAACAGGGAGACUGCCCAAGCAGGACUUUAUUUUUUGAAACUCCUUCAGUUGCUGUAUUAGUCGAAAAGGUAUCGCAAUGGUCUAAAUAGAAUUAAUUUCCUUACGGCGCCCUUCGACCAACAAAUAGCCAUCGCACAGAAUAAGGAAGACGCGAGUUCGUCGACGGUAGUUGAAACACGACGACAGAUUCACGCGCCUGUUGAAAUUUGUGAAAUAAUCUCAUUUUUGUGUCACAAUAGGCGUCCUCAAAGUAGCUUUCUGCGAAUUCGGCUUUGUGUCGGGCGUCGUCAGACAUAUCGUACUGCAUUGCCUUGGGAACUGUCGCGAGGAAUGAGCCAACCAGCGUUGCACAUAGGCAGUCCUACAGAAAAGACCAUGAACAUGUGCAAGGCAUGUUCGCACUCAACCUCUUAAGGGCAGACCUAUCGAUCGCAAUCACGACUUGAAAGGUUGUAGACAGUGGAAUUAGCCAUAGCAAUAGCAUCAAGAAGCCUUUUGGUUUGCUUUUGUGGAACGCGGACAUGCCAGCUUACGCUAAGGCUGUUCUGUUCGAGUAAUUAGAAGACCCUACGAACGGUAGAGGAGGCGAAUUAUCCAAAUACGAUAGACUGCAUCAGAACAAAUGGUGAUAGAAUUAAUAGGUAUAUAUUUGGCUUGUCAGUAAUCAAAUUGCCAUACGUCGGCGCCUGAUUGUUAGGGUUUAGUGGAAAUGCAUUGCAAAUUUAUUUUAAGUAAAUUUAUUUCCUUGAAUAAUCACAUCGCCAUUCAUCAUAUUACAAGCUGCUGACUCAUACCACGCCGAUUAGUGGUCGGCAGUGGGUGGUGGGGAUCGCGCACAAGUGUCAAAUGUGAUCAACUAGGUUUAAUGUAUUCUUUAGAAGAAGACGAAGGCACGAUCACUGGGACAGUAGAUUUAUUCGCCUGAGCUUUCGAACUCGAACUGCAGUUCAUCAUCAGAGACUGCUUGAGUGCAGCAAAGUGUGAACAUUUAUAUCGUUGUUCCGUGCGGGCGGGGGAGACUACGUCCGUGGUUAGGUAAGGUUUGUGCCGCCGGGUCCACGAUGGUCCCCCCGGCGUGGUGACGCCGUUUGUACUUCGCGAGGAUGUGAGCUGUGCCACCUGGCUGCGUAGGCGGAGUGCAUGAUAGCACGCAGGCAAAUCGAUGUGUUUAUUGAUAAAGUUGGGGUCCGACACCCACGCCUCCAAUAGUUGUCGCCCCGUCUUGUUGCCGGCUCGCGUCAAUAGCCGCGUGUUGGUGAAGUCGUGUAUUCUCACCUUCAUCUGUAGUGCUAGAUCCGGUACUUCCUCAUCGUCCCCUAUGUUCAAAUGAAUUAGAUUCCUGGACUUGGAAAUGCCCAACACGUUUCGGGCGAAUUGGCUGAUCGACACUGGCACUGGAAACACUGCUCACACACGCGCUGCCAGCGUUGCUAACUACUCUGCGUAGAAGAAGAAUCAGUGCAGACUAUAGCGAUCAGAUGCCAAUACGCUUCUUAAGGGACUGUGGAGCAGAGACCCACCGCUCAAGCAGUCCGCGACUCACAUCAUUGUCGAUUCUCAUGGGAAUUUCUACCCCACCAGAUUGGAAUGUGUGGUCGGAUUCCUCGGAAAGAGCCACGAAUUAGAAAUCUGUCUUCAGUCAUUUCGUCGUCUGUGUCUGAAGUAGUAUUGCGGUCAAAAUGCUACGGACAAUCUAUACAAUGACAAUUAAUUCUAAGCGCCUGAUGGCUACGUCUGGUUUGGUUAAAAUCCCGGACUUAGAUGACAUGAGAAUGCGAUUGAUAAGUCCCAUGAGUUUCUUGACCUACAGUAGCCUUCUUCUAUAAGUGGAGCCGAUGCAGUUUGACUUCUCAUCAUCUGGUAUGCCAAUGCCGAUAGAUGGGUGCGGUAAACAUUACCGUUUCGACUGGAGACAUUAAGUGUCAAGCAAAGACACCAAAAGUCUGACUUCAGUGACAUGAUUAUCGUGCUCGGUACGACCUCAUAAGGCCCCCGAUAAGGACUGAGUUUCCGGACCAGACCUGGUAAAUGUGUAUGCCAUGCUCCCCGAGUACAUAGCGGGCCACUGUCAAUGCAUUUCUUAUAACCUCUUGCCACCACCGUGGCCAUGUCAACGCUAAUAGGUCCAGGCAAUUUUGACCUUGUUACACCUUCCGACUUGAUAACUGUCGACGGAGUAUCCGUCUUAGCCUAAAAUUGUUCAAAGUCCACCUAGCCGCAUCCACGCCCAUGGAGCGAGUGUCGUCGCUUACGCAAACCGUCGCGGACUAGCGCGUACGAAGUGCGCUAGGCAACAGAUCACGCAGCCCAAUCUACCCAGGCUAUGUAACAACGACGCAUCUGGUUAAAUCUACCGUCACAUUAAAUCAACCCGUCUUGCGUAAAUUGUCCUCGAAUAUGCUGCUGGUUUUCAGAAUAAACGUAUUUUCUGAUCCGACAGCGUAUUGCAAGAGGCAUUAUAACUACUACGUGACAUCAUCACUUCUCCCCUCACCUACAUCACACAACAUCAUCGUCCAUCACAAACAUAUGGUUGGCGCUUGCAAGUGAAGUGGUACGUGUGCGUCUCGGCUCCGUCCCUAUGCGGCUCCCCAGCAGCAUGUGUGAUUCGAUUCUGAGGCUCUCACGGCGCGCCAAAAGCCGUGGCCUGGUGGGCGGCUGACUGACAUCCCAACUCCGUCGACGCAGUUUGUCUACUUGUGUGUGCGUGUGUGCAUGUGUGUUUUUUGUGGAGUGGCGGACUGGUGGUCCGAGAGACAGGCUGAAACGUAUCAUUCCCAACGUGACCUACGGCACUCUCACGCAUGUGAGAUGUGCGCCGCUUAACCCCCGUUGCGUAAAAUCCUGGUGCUUGUGCUUUGGGGCAAGGUCAUGCAUGUGGCGUACGCAGUCAAGGUCAUUUGAUAUGUCGGCCGCCGCGCAUAUUCCCCACACCUGUAAAAUGGCCGGCUCGGACAGCAACUGGUGUUUGGGAAUAGGAAGGUAAAGUAAGGUAGAAGACUCGGCGCAUUUGUCUCACUGUAAACAAUCCUACGCGCUUAGGGCUAUCACGGUGCCCUAAAAGCCGUGCUUGGGAAAGUUGUCAACUGACGGGAUAACUUGGACCUCGCAGCCGGCCAAUUAUUUUGUAUUUGUGAAGAGUGACCGGCGGGUGGUCUAAGAUACAGGCUGCAAUGGCUCCCUCCUAAUAUGGCGUUUAUGACACUCUGACUUAGUGAGAUCUGAGCCAAGUGUGCCAACAUGCCCACGUGCGGCUUCGAUCGUGCCAGCCACCCUUUUGUUCUUGGUAAAAGACCUGAUCAUUUUCUGUGUGGACCAGGGGAUGUGGAGUCGAAGGCCAAGGUGCAGUCUCGACCAGACCAUGCACUUGCACCCUUCCCAUCUCCAGCUUUCUGGACUCUGUCUUGAUAUCGAGCCCAGAUGGUGGUGUUUAAGGAUGAGGGAGUGCGAUAGCUGCAAUGCAAUUCAUUAUCAAUUAAUCCACGCGCAAGUCACCGUGUCUGCUUCACCUUUCUGUGGGGCACACCGUAAACAUCGUCGGCAACGACCGUCGAAUUCAGUCUGUUAUGGUAGCGAAACAUGUUUCAACCCUUCGGUCGUUCAACCCUUCGAAGACACCACAAUUGUGAAAACGGUGCAGCUCACUGAGGCUAUGGUUCUGACGCAGUUGCUGAGACUAAAGAAAUCAAAAUCACCAGGUCCCGAUGCAAUUCCGGCGAAGAUUUUAAAGGAGGUCGCUGGUGAGUUUGCUAAACCACUCUCCAUUCUCUUCCAUGCAUCCUCCGAGACCGCACAUCUGCCACCCGACUGGAAGUCGGCGUGGAUUACGCCGCUGGACAAGGGCCGAAGUCGGGUCUCUGCGAACAAUCACAGACCUGUCUGCCUCAUCCCCAUUUGCUGUAAAAUUAUGGUGAAGAUAACAAAGCAACAACUGAUUCAGUUCCUUGAACGAAAGCCUCUGCUUUCCGAUUCCCAGGAUGGAUUCCGAUCAAUCAGAUCCUGUGUGACAAACUUGCUCUACUGUCUGGGACACUGA
Messenger RNA from Spirometra erinaceieuropaei, 21179 nucleotides. NCBI's taxonomy places the organism in Eukaryota, Metazoa, Platyhelminthes, Cestoda, Diphyllobothriidea, Diphyllobothriidae. The record is from the annotation of a GenBank genome assembly.